This is a messenger RNA of Polypterus senegalus (gray bichir), 2925 nucleotides long. Its product is annotated as transmembrane 7 superfamily member 3-like. The coding region runs from base 45 to 1700 and encodes 551 amino acids. The record is from RefSeq and is a predicted model, not a curated record. Lineage: Eukaryota; Metazoa; Chordata; Cladistia; Polypteriformes; Polypteridae. The transcript is spliced from 12 exons.
GCUGGUAAGACUUUGUCUUGCGGAACACCAAUGAGUGCUCUACUAUGGCUCUGAGGAUGCAGGUGGUUUAUUUGUUGUUGCUGUUUGCUUGUCACGGUAAAUGGAUUAGUUGUACAGUUGAAUUACAGUAUGUUGCACCAGAAAGAGCAGAAAAUAUUUUGGCAGUCCACAUGUACAAGCCAACUGUCAUCCAACUGCUUUCAAACAGAACAGUGCAUGUGCUAGUGAAUGUGAAUGACAGCUCUGUGGUUGGGCUCAUUGCACAGGUUCAGGCUCAGUUUGAGGAAGUGACCAUUUCACAAUUCCAGAAAUUUAACCUGGAUUCAUCUUACACUGGACAAAGUGCUGGGUUGGUUAUUCCACUUAACCCAGGAGCUGUGGAAGCUGAUUUUUAUCUUGUCUGUUCACAAAAUGUUUCGGCCUAUGUUACAGUUGUGCCAUAUGGAGAAAAAGAUCCUGUUCCUGGAAGUUGCAAUUUAGAAUUCAGCUUGGAAAAUGACCCCAAUCUUCAUCUCAAGUUUGGAGCAUAUGAAACCAUUGUAAAAUUUGCACCAGCCAAUCUGGGGGUAGCAAGAGGGAAAUUGCCUCCUGCAUGUGAUGUUAGCCUUGGGACCAAUUCUAGAUGGAGACUGAAGUAUACAUUAUACUUGAAGUUUUUACCAGCAAAUGACAUGAGUGAGGAGAUCUUGUUUAGUAGCAUUGAAAAGAUGACAUCUGUUACAGAGGUGGAAAAAUAUGGAACUAAGCUUUUAGAUUUAAGCUCCGGGGACAAAACACAGCUGUUUGUGAAUUCCUAUGCUGCCUUUGCUGUAAUCCACAACAUAAUUGUCUGGGAUCCACUACUGAAUACAUCCUUUGCAUAUGUUCCUUCAUUCAUCUAUACUUGCAACAUGUCUACCACUGUUCCUCCCGUUUGUGAAAAAUAUGUGCACCUCUCUACCCAGAUAUUCUUUACCAUUCUGGGAAUCUUUGGCCUGCUUGUUUGCUUUGCUGGACACCGGUUUCUUGAAGCAGAGUUUCUCUUUUUUGGGUUCAUUCUCUUUGCCUUUAUUUCCUUUGUGCUUAUGAGGCGAUAUGCGGACAUCAGCUUUGACAUGUGCCUUGCCUUAUCUGCUGUGGUUGGAAUUUUUGGAGGCACCUUACUAGCUCUAAGUCACUGGCAAUUUGGACUACCCUUCCUAGUAAUAUUUAUUGUUGGAUUUGUUAUGGGAUUGCUUGUGGCCUCUAUUGUUUAUUUCUCACCUCUUCUUGUCAAUCAAAAAGUCUUCCAGUCUGAACUAAUGUACUGGGUGUGUUUCAUCAGCAUUGUUCUAAUUGUGCCAGUGUUUCUGCUUAUCUCUGCCAAAAUGUUCAAUAUCAUCUGUUGUGCUGUGAUUGGUGCUUAUUCUUUUGUGUGUUUGGUGGGGACGUAUUUUCCAACGAAUGUCCUCUACAUAUUCGUCAAUGUCAUCCGAAGAGCAGUCCACCCUGAUUUCUUUCAUGUCAUCACCCCUUUUCCUUUACAAUUGAAUGAUUAUGUAUUAAUCGGUGUUUGGAUUGGGCUUGCCACAGGAGGUGUGUUGAGUCAGACCUACAUCACUAGAAACCAACCCUAUUUCCCAGGCUGCCCCUAUGAAUCCUGCAGAGAAAGAAGUGAUACUACCAACGAUGAAAGGGCUCCUUUACUUGGCUCCAGAGACAAUACUGCAAUGAAUAGCUGAAGAGGCACUGUUAGAUUCUUGUCAAUAUGUAUAUAAGUAUUUAUACAAAGUUUUAUAUGUUUCAAUUACAUCUCAGUUUUACGGACAGAAAGUUAAAACUGCUACUGAUUAAAAGACCUGUCAGGAUUAUUGGAUGUGCUUAUAAGGGUCUGAUAAACUACUAAAGGGUUCUUUCCCUCAAAUGGUUAUUGUCCUUGUAAUAAGAUUGAUGAUGUCAACAUUAUCACUAUGUGCAUAACUUCCAGGAGUGAAAGAUAUUGAGCACAAUACACUAUUUAAAACAAUACCAAAUACGUAUGUCUUGUGCCUGUGCCAAAAUAGCAGCCCACAACAUUAAUAGGGCUAGCAUACCAGCAACAUUAUUCCAGCUGCUUGUAUAACUUACAGAAAUAUUUCAUCUUUACAUUUAAAGCUUAAUUAGCUGUAUGACCUUUUAGAUUUUUUUAUAAGGUCUCUUCUAAAGUAGAGAAUCUUGGUGAUGAUAUGGAAAAUGACUUGUGAGUGUUUUCCACAUAGUGCUGCCUUCUAGUGGUCACAGCUCACAGUUACACUCCAUAUCUUCAAAUGUUUUUUAAUGCUCAGUCAGACAGGAUUAUCCUGAGCUUCUUGUCUCCGAAUAUGUUUAGGAGUCCAGUCCAUCCAUCUGGACCAUCCUAUCCACAAUGUACUGUGAAAAGUGCCAGAACCCCUUCCACCUUGAAAUAUGAGAAUGUACCACAUAAGGCUGUGCUUGUAAGUGUCUAUACCCAGUGGAAAUAACAAUCUCCUCCAAUUUAACUAAAUGCAUAACUUGAGGGUUUCUAUAUGAACCCUGGUUACACUUGAAAAGCUACUCCUCCAUAGUAAUGUCACACACUUCAGGAUAGAUGUCUGGAAUCUAUUUUUUUUAUUCCUGUGGUCCAAAUUCAUUCAGAGAUGCAGGCUGUGGGUAAAGCAGUUGCUGGAAAACUUCUAUUACCUGACUAUGGUGUAUGUAUUUUGUUUUUCUUUCAAUUAAAUUAUUUAAUUCUGAGGCACUUUACUUAAUCAGUGUAUUCCAGCUGCAGGCUAUACUCCAGGACGGUUUGCGAUACAAUAUAAUUGUUUCAUUAGAGUAUUUUGUUCACUUCAUUUAUUAUUUUAAAGUAACCUCUAACAGUAAAGGGAAUAUUUGAUAGAAGCAUACAUAUUUCUAAUUAUUUGAUACCUAUAGUAAAAUUUUGUAAGUAAAUAUUUUUCAAUACAA